Molecule: messenger RNA, 906 nt
Organism: Leptomonas pyrrhocoris
Lineage: Eukaryota; Euglenozoa; Kinetoplastea; Trypanosomatida; Trypanosomatidae
Product: putative Proteasome beta 3 subunit
Exons: 1
Coding region: 289-906 (205 amino acids)
Biological process (GO): proteasome-mediated ubiquitin-dependent protein catabolic process
Cellular component (GO): proteasome core complex; proteasome core complex, beta-subunit complex
Source: RefSeq, a predicted model, not a curated record
GCUUCACUCGUAUCGAUUGAAAUUCCCUUUUUCAUUUGUUGCUCUGGCAGAACCACAAGUGCGCUUUGUCGAACGUUAUUUUUGAAUACCACGUCGCUUUCAUUUGCUCGUCUUGACCACCUGAUCAUCGCCUGAAUCGCUUUCCUCACUUCUCUGAUCUAGCUGUGCGCGUGGAUCGUUGCGCGGAAACGAGAGCUAAGGCUUUAUCUUUUUCACCUCGUCGUGAGGGGCAUCAACAUUCACCUUACUGAGAACUCGCGUUUCCCAAUUCUCCUCCACCUUCUCAACAUGUCGAUUAUGCAGUACAGCGGUGGCUCCGUGAUGGCCAUGGCGGGCAAAGAGUGCUUCGUUAUCAUCUCCGAUAACCGCCUCGGCGAGCAGCUGAAGACGAUCUCGAUGGAGGUGCCGAAGCUGCACAUCGUCAACGACAGCGUCGUUUACGGCCUCACCGGGCUGCGCACCGACCAGCAAACGUUUGCAAACAAGGUUGAGUUCCGCACGGAGAUGUACAAACUGCGUGAAGAGCGCAACAUCACCGGAAAGGCCUUCGCGGCCAUGCUCACCUCCAUGCUCUACGAAGCUCGCUUUGGUCCGUGGUUCGUUGAGCCAGUGGUUGGCAGCAUAGACAAGGAAACGGGCGAGGUGUAUUUGUGCGCCACCGACCUCAUUGGUGCUCCGUGCGAGCCGGAGGACUACGUGUGCGCUGGCACCGCUGGCGAGAGUCUGCAUGGCAUGUGCGAGGCCCUGUGGCGCCCGAACUUGUCUCCUGAGGAGCUCUUCGAAGUGGCAGCCCAGGCGAUGCUCUCCGCGUGCGAUCGCGACAGUCUUUCUGGCUACGGUGCUGUCGCGAUGAUUGUCACGAAGGAGAAGAUCACUACCCGCCUCAUCAAGGGCCGUAAGGAUUGA